UUUGACAAAUGGACAAAUGUGCCAGCCUCAAAGACCUCAGGCAAACUACAGCCAAGUCCAUCAUCUCCCUCCUCAAUCAUCAGUAGCAAGACAUCAGUCUAGAGAACAAUUAAUUGAUUAUCUGAUGUUGAAAGUUGCCCACCAACCCCCCUAUCCCCAGUCUCAGUGUUCCCCCAGACAAAGCCACGAAUUGGCAAAGCAAGAGAUUCGAGUGAGAAUUGACAAGGAUCCAGAACUUGGAUUUAGUAUAUCGGGAGGAGUUGGUGGUAGAGGGAAUCCAUUCAGACCUGAAGAUGAUGGUAUAUUUGUAACCAGAGUGCAACCAGAAGGACCAGCAUCUAAGUUGUUGCAGCCUGGAGAUAAAAUAAUUCAGGCUAAUGGAUACAGCUUCAUCAAUAUUGAUCAUGGACAAGCAGUAUCUUUGCUAAAGACCUUUCAGAAUGCAGUGGAACUCAUCAUUGUACGAGAAGUUUCUUCAUAAAUACUGUGGAUCGAGGGGAAAAGCCAACAGGAUUCAUUGAAAGACUUAUGGGAAACUGAAUAUUUUGCCUAAUUUUAUACACGAAAGGAACUUGAAAAGAAUUAUUAUCAGAAUUUGUCCAGGAAAUAAAAUCCUGAACUUGUGGUUAAAGGGGGAAAAAACCACUGUAUAGAACAUUCAAGAAAUAAUUUUGGAAAUUCAUAUGGUGAAUAAACUUGGUUUUAAGCAUUAUAGCAACUAAGGUAAGGACCACUCCUCCAAGAACAAACCUGUGUUUGUUUUUUGUACAGAUGGUGGGUUUAUUUUUUGAUAAUUCAUACAAGUUACUAAACUUUGUGCAAGGCUUUGCAAAGCCUUGGUUGUAGCCAAUGGACAGAUGGCAGGACUGUCUGUCCUGUAGCUGAUUAUUGCCUUUAUUUUUAUUCACCAGAUAUUAAUGUGUUAUGCUGAAACCACUUCUGUAGAUGUGGACAGGAGAUAUGAAACGUUGGCUUUGCUAUGUGCACAUUGUGUAGAUGAAUGGGUAGAUGGAAGGUGGUGCUGGUUGGACAGAAUAAAGGUCAGGUGAAACAACUAUCUGCUAUCUAAAUCUGG
This is a messenger RNA of Nipponia nippon (crested ibis), 1075 nucleotides long. NCBI's taxonomy places the organism in Eukaryota, Metazoa, Chordata, Aves, Pelecaniformes, Threskiornithidae. The record is from RefSeq and is a predicted model, not a curated record.